AUGAGAGUGAUAAUCGAAAAGAACGAUGAAAAAGUUGGUGAAAUUGCCGCAUUAUAUGUUAUGAAGAAGAUCAAUGAAUUCGAGCCACAAUCGAAUAAAUAUUUCGUUCUCGGUCUACCAACUGGAAGUACUCCGUUAACAAUGUAUAAAUAUUUAAUAAAAUUCUAUAACGAGGGGCGAAUUUCAUUUAAAUUUGUGAAGACAUUCAAUAUGGAUGAAUAUGUUGGUUUGGCUCGUGAUGAUCCACAAAGUUAUCACUCAUUCAUGUAUGAUAAUUUUUUUCGUCAUAUUGAUAUCGAUCCGAGAAAUGUUAAUAUACCCGAUGGUAAUGCUGAUGAUUUGACUGAAGAAUGUGUGAAAUAUGAAAAAAAAAUUGAUGAGGCUGGUGGAAUUCAUCUUUUCAUUGGAGGUGUUGGAUCAGAUGGGCAUAUAGCAUUUAAUGAACCAGGAAGCAGCCUGAAUUCAAGAACAAGAGUCAAAUCACUCGCUUAUGAAACUAUUAUGGCGAAUGCGAGAUUUUUUAUGAAUGACACGUCAAAAGUGCCUAAACAAGCAAUAACUGUUGGUAUUGGAACCAUAAUGGAUGCAAAUGAGGUAAUGAUACUAAUAACUGGAAAGCAUAAAGCAUUAGCAGCAAAACAUGCAAUUGAAGGUCAUAUUGGCCAUACAUGGACAGUGGCAGCACUUCAGUUGCAUCCAAAUACAUUAUUUAUUAUCGACGAGGCGGCAUGCUUAGAAAUGAAAUUGAAAACCGUAAAAUAUUUUGAAGAUUUAUCGGAAAACAUUGUUAAAAUAAUUAAACAACAAUGGUAA
Molecule: messenger RNA, 813 nt
Organism: Dracunculus medinensis (Guinea worm)
Lineage: Eukaryota; Metazoa; Nematoda; Chromadorea; Rhabditida; Dracunculidae
Source: the annotation of a GenBank genome assembly